AGUCAUGUCUGUGUUUAAUGCAGUGACUUCCACUACAGAGUCAUGUCUGUGUUUAAUGCAGUGACUUCCACUACAGAGUCGUAUGUACCCAGUCAUGUCGCGUUGCUGGAUUAGACUCGUGUCCAGUUUUUAUGUAAAUGAGGAUAUUUGUGGAUUUAAGAUUUCAGGUUAAACAUCAGGGAGUUAAAGUCUGCUUAUUGAUCGAGGUUUCAGCUGAAGCUUUGCUCACAGUUCUAGGACUCUGUGUGGUUUGACAUUAAACCUGUUACACCACAUAAAGUCUACUAAAAAUACACUAAAACCUCAUCCAGGACAUACAACCAAAAACAACCAAUGACCAUGAACUCAAGAAAAAAACCGUUAUAAAGCAUCAGAGGCUGCUUCCUUUGAAAAGAGCGCAUACAUUCAUCUCUCUCACAUUGAUCUCUGUUUUAUUCACUACCCUGACUCUAACACAGCGUGCAGCGGUCCACCUCAGAGUCCUCUUAUUGUCUGCAGCGAUGAGUCGGCGCAGGAUCUCGGUGAAGGAGCUGGGCGUGGUGGACUGUGAGGGCUGGCUUCACCGCAGGAAGGAGGGCCGCAGCUUCCUGGGGAGUAAGUGGAAGAGAUACUGGUUCCUCCUGAAGAAGAGCUCUCUGUACUGGUACAAAGACAAGAUGGCGGACCAAGCUGAAGGAUUCAUCAACCUCUCCGGCUUCUCCAUCCAACAGGCCAAACAGAGCCGCAGGAAACAUGCCAUGACAGCCGCUCAUCCUCAGGUCGUCACCAUCUUCAUCGCAGCAGAGAGCUUCACAGACAUGAACAGGUGGAUCAGUAAGCUGUCCGAGGCGGCGGAGGCGUGCGACAUAAUCAACACCGAGGAGUGUUACAGCGAGGGCAGCGAUCAGGAGGACUGUGACGAGUGUGUGUCGCCUUCUUGUUCUCUGGACUCAGGACAGCCCGUCUGUGGGUCUUCCUCCUGCACCCUACAGGGUGAAGACAGGAGGAGGAGCACGCUGGAGGGCGCAGGACUGAGUAGAAACAGAAGAAGAAGAAAAGCCUCAAGGGGAGCGAGCGUCUGGCUGGACCUCCCCAGGCUGGAUGCAGGCCACACAGGAGUCCCCCUCCCUGUGGUCCUCGUCCAAGGAGAGAGAGUCCAGGACGUUAAUCCAGAGACGCCCCCAGAUGAGAUGGAGAACCUGUACGUCCACCUGAAGUCCGCCAGCUUGUCUCUGAUUGGACGGCCCGGGCAGAGAGACUUCAAGGCCUCCUUUAUCAGACGGUGUCAGAAUGAUAAACUCAACGAGAAGCUUCACCUGCUCCGGAUCCUCAGCAGCACCUUAAAGGCUAAAGAGUCGGAGCUGCAGGCCGUGGACCAGAUCCUGAUGGACCCCGCCCUCACAGCGCCCUCGUACCGGAGCUGGAAACGGUCCAACCCGGUGCUCCUGCAGGAGAUCAGGGAGAGGGACCAGGCAGCAGGGGGCGCUGCAGAGCUCAGCUCAGGACAGGCCUCUGUUACCUGAGGCCAGCCACACCUGAGUUUCUAAGACUCUUUUCACUCUGAGAGAACUUCUAUCAGUUAAAGGACAAUUUAUAAACCAGGAGAGAUCCUGACUCUCAGGUUUCAGGAGAAGAGACACUGAAAUGGUUCAAAGGAAGUAUGAGAGUCUGUUUCUGAGAUGUUUGAGGCUGACAGAAGAUCACCUUUGUGAAUAUGUAUUAAAGAAAGUCUCAUUCCUGU
Messenger RNA from Notolabrus celidotus (New Zealand spotty), 1720 nucleotides. RefSeq names its product interaction protein for cytohesin exchange factors 1 (gene ipcef1). NCBI's taxonomy places the organism in Eukaryota, Metazoa, Chordata, Actinopteri, Labriformes, Labridae. The record is from RefSeq and is a predicted model, not a curated record.